AUGGCCAUCGCCAUCCGAUCUUCCUCCGUUCCGUGCGCCGCUCGCGUCCCUACCCGCGUGGCAGCGCGCUUGUCCUCCUGUCACUUGUCCUCUCGCUCAAUUUCGCAUCUCUCGCAUGGCUCGCUCUCUUUGCGUCGCAACGGCGAUGAAUCUCGCUGGUUGAGUAGCCUGCGUACACGCGCUGGCGUUGAUGGCAAUGCUCGACGGAGACAGCACGUCGCGAGGCUUUCACUGUCGCACGAAACUGCGUCUCUAUCUGGCGAUAACGAGUCUGUUCUCAGCGAGGAUAAUGACGGCGAGGAGGAUCUUUUCGACCCGUUCGCGCCGGCUGACUUAGCCGACGACGACCACAUGUCCCUUGCCGAGAGCAUGCGUGAGCUGGACGAUCAGCUUUCACGCCGACCGUUGGAUCUAGAUCCGGCGGGGUACUUCAUAAUCUACGUGGACAGGGAGCAGCAGUGCCUGGUCGCGCAGCACUACGGCAACCUGAUCGACAGUAAAGGCCGGGCGUGCGAACCUGUGACGGGAAAACCCAUUCCCUGCGAUGGUUCCUACAAGCCGACCCCCCUCCGUGUCUACCGGGGUAGAACCGCAAAGGAGGUGAGCGUGAUGAUCCUAGAGCAGUACUUUGGACCUGGAGAGAAGAGCAGAGGAGCAGCAGAGCGGAAACGCAAGGAGAAUGCAGGUGCACAAGCAGGGACAGAGACAGCAGGAGCAUCGGCAGUAGCAUCAGUGACAACUGCUGAAGGUGUUUCCAAUUCGAUAUUGUCACAAAUGCCACCUGUCACUAUGCUGAACCAUGCGAAUUACCUGGGAAGGGAACUACAGCGGGCAGAGGUAGCGUUGCUCAAUGGUAGUGAGUACAUUCAAGACUAA
Closterium sp. NIES-65 is the source of this 876-nucleotide messenger RNA. Lineage: Eukaryota; Viridiplantae; Streptophyta; Zygnematophyceae; Desmidiales; Closteriaceae. The record is from the annotation of a GenBank genome assembly.